This is a messenger RNA of Ciona intestinalis (vase tunicate), 2337 nucleotides long. RefSeq lists its product as uncharacterized. The record is from RefSeq and is a predicted model, not a curated record. Gene Ontology annotation, molecular function: protein binding. Lineage: Eukaryota; Metazoa; Chordata; Ascidiacea; Phlebobranchia; Cionidae.
UUCACCGGGCCCCGCCGGGCGUGUUUUAGUAGGACCCGUAACAAUGUGAGUACAUUUAGCUUAUUUCGAUUUCCUACGCUUCUUUAGUGUAUUGUGUAAAUGUUAUUACAUACACUGAUUAUCAGUUGUUCGUAUGUGUAACGGCAAAGAUGGAUUGUUCGAGUUCUAAAGCUCGAAUCCGUAGUGAUGAAACAGAUGUUCCAAUAUCUGACCGAGCUAUGUUAGUCCUCUCGCGUGCGGCAAAACGAAGUGUUCAAAAGCAGCAAAGGCAACUCUUAAUGGAAAGCAAUAUUAAGUACAGACGUUAUCUAAAGUCAAGUGGAGACGGCGUAGGUCGGCGUAAAAAGCCCACAGUCCAUGAUGAUCGGUGCGCUAUGCAUUCUGCUCCUCCUGCAAUACAUCAUGUAAAACUUCGAGAUUCUUCUUUAUUUCAAAAUACUCCGAGGAUCGUCAUUAUCAAUGCUAGCCAAGGUAGUGAACCAUCUAGUAAUACAGAUCGAACCGACAGUGGUCCCAAAGUGAGCAGGAGUCGUGAAAUAACUGCAAGAUCUGCUGUACAAACUCAAGAUUUUUCCGACACUGUUGAAGAAGAACUUGCCAAACCAGAGUUUUAUGAUAAUGAGAGUCCAACCAACGUUAACCUGGCUAAGCAACCUUUUGUGACACCAAGGUCAACGGUGAGUUCAAUGAAUUGGGCGUGGGUUCAUGAACGCUUGGCCAGUCGUGAAUCCAAUACCACGCGACCAGAAACUUCAAUGACUUUCCGGGAUUUUCUUGAUGGUUUGGAUCCACAGUCUGAUGAGUAUGACACAGAUCUCGAAGAUGAUUUUGUUAAUUAUCACCCAGAAGUUGCAGAUUUGACUGGGGCAACUCACUACAAAAAGAUUUGCUGUCAAAGAAGUGUACCGACAUCUCAGAAAAUUGUGGAAAAGUUAUCUGAUAAAAACUUUCAAUUUUUAUUGCAUCACAGAUCACUCAGCAGUAAAGAUACACUUGCAUUGUCUGCUGCUUUGUUACACAAUACAUUUGUUGAACAACUUGAUCUAUCUGGUAACUCAAUCAAUGAUGAUGGAGCUAAGCAUGUCAUAGACAUGUUGAAGAAGAAUUCAAAUAUAUGUCGCUUGAACCUGGGAUCUAAUCAGUUAAAAAAUGAUUCUGGGUACUAUAUCUCAUCUAUGCUGUGUACCAAUACAUCAUUGACGCAUAUUUGCAUCAGCCACAACACACUGGCUGACAAAGAAGCUCUUCAUCUUUGUGAAGCUUUAAAAUUAAACUCGACGCUUCAAUCUCUAGAUGUUAGUCAUAACCAGUUCACCGAUAGUGCAGGUCAAGCAUUUGCUGCAAUGCUGAUGGAUAAUAGCAGUCUCACCAGCUUAAACCUAUCGUGGAAUAUGCUUGGAAAGAUUGCUGCUGCAGCACUCGGGCAAUGCUUUAAAGUGAACUCAACAUUGCAAAGUUUGGAUUUGUCAUGGAAUGGCUUGGGAGACGAAGGGGCAGCUUUGUUGGGCCGCCCACUUCGUCAUAACUCUAAUUUACGUCAUCUGUCACUUGCUGUCAAUCAUAUCGGGCCUUUCGGUGCUGAACGUUUAGCUUCGAGCAUUUGCGGAAUCAAAGGAAAGAAAAUAAAAAAGACAGCGAGUGGAUUGACAACUUUGGUUCUUGAUAGAAACCCCUUAGGCAGAAAAGGCGUGAUGUAUCUUUUAAAGCAUUUGCAACAAAGUGAUGUUUUUACUGAACUUAGUAUUAAGGAGGUGGUUCUCUCCCCAGACCUGAUCGAAAUGCUAAGACAGAUGAUCAAAUCAAGGCCAAUAUGUGUUUUUUAUGAGGGGCAAAAUGAACAGGAACGAAAAAAAUGUUCAUUGUAUGGAGGAUCUGUUCACUUGCAUAGAGUUCUGGCAAGGGGAAAAAUAAUUUCUGCACAGUUCUUGAAGGCCAUUGCUACUGCAGAAAAAAUCAAAAUUGAAGAUCUUCGUAAUGCAGUUCGAAACCUCAAGAAAUGUUCCAAUGAGAUUGAAACAGAAAGAUUGAUCAGCAAUUUAGAUCCUGACAGAGACAAUUUUAUUCUUCACAAAGAAGUAGUUCCUGUUGUCUAUAAAACACCUCCAGUAAAAAAUGUUUCACGGAGAAGAAUAUCUCGGGUUAAGUUUUGAUUUUUCAUAUGCAGUUUGUAAACUACCUGUAUUGACACACUACCUAUGCUCUGAUCUAACUACUAAUUCACUGUGAGUUUAUAUUAUCUUACCUUCAAGCACACAACUUCAUUGCACACCUUGUGAGAUUAAUAGUAAUAUAUUCCUGUUAUUGUACUUCUGUACUUUUUGUAAUAAAUAAAAAAAA